Molecule: messenger RNA, 3832 nt
Organism: Zalophus californianus (California sea lion)
Lineage: Eukaryota; Metazoa; Chordata; Mammalia; Carnivora; Otariidae
Gene: ARHGEF16
Product: Rho guanine nucleotide exchange factor 16
Exons: 15
Coding region: 200-2329 (709 amino acids)
Biological process (GO): activation of GTPase activity
Molecular function (GO): protein binding; guanyl-nucleotide exchange factor activity
Source: RefSeq, a predicted model, not a curated record
CGCGCGCGCCGGCGCCUCCCGCGGGGCCGCGCAGGAAGUGAGGGGCGGGGACUGGGAGGGACCCGGCGGCGACUUGGAGCGCGGCCCAAAUCGGCCGCCCGGCCGGGGCGCGGAGCCUGCAGGCUAGACCGGCCGGAGUCGCCGCCCGCUUGCCGCCACGUCUUCCGCCCCGCGGCGCAGGACACCGUGGCCACUCAGCAUGUCCCAGCGACACUCAGACAGCUCCUUGGAAGAGAAGCUACUGGAAUACCGUUUCCACUCAGAGCUACGGCUUGAUGCCAAGGGGAACCCGGCAUCCAGGGUCCCCAUGGUCCGGGACUCCCUGCAGGUCAGGGACAAUGCCGCCUUCCAGCUCAAUACCUCCGUGUCCCCACCUCUGUCCCCUAAGGAUGAGGAGCCACGGGCCGUCGUCCUGAGCACACAGAGCCCUGCGGCCCUCAAGAUGGGCACUCAGCAGCUGAUCCCCAGGAGCCUGGCUGUGUCCAGCAAGGCCAAGACCCCAGCCCGCCACCAGAGCUUCGGGGCAGCUGUGCUCAGCAAGGAGGCUGCCCGGCGGGACCCCCGGUUCGUCUCCGCCCCCAGCUUCUCCCUGGACGACAUGGAUGUGGACACGGGCCCCAAGGGAGCGCUCAGACGGAACCUACGGAACCAAUCCUACCGGGCGGCCAUGAAGGGUCUGGGGGCUCCAGGCAGGGAGAGGGGCCCCAUCCAGCUCAGCCCCAAGCUCCAGGCUCUGGCCGAGGAGACCAGCCCACCUUCUGCUCGGUGUCCGGCCAAGAAUAAGAGGACGCCAGGGUGGAAACGCGCACACAAGGGCUCCUUCAAGGAUGACCCCGGGUUCUACCAGGAGAUCCGGGAGCGGGGCCUGAACACCAGCCAUGAGUCCGACGAUGACUUGCUCGAUGAGCCGUCCGGCCCCGACGGAACGGAAAAGGCAGAUGCCCCCAUCGUAGUCAAGAGCUAUCGGCCUGUCCAGGUCACCUGGAGCCAGCUCCCAGAGGUGGUGGAGUCCGGCCUCCUGGACAAGCUGCCUGCUGAGGAGCGCAAGAGGCAGGAGGCCAUCUUUGAGAUCCUCACAUCGGAGUUCUCGUACCAGCACAGCCUGGGCAUCCUGGUGGCCGAGUUCCUGCAGUCCAGACAGCUGCGGGCGACCAUGACACAGACCGAGCACCACCACCUCUUCUCCAACAUCCUGGACGUCCUGAGCGCCAGUCAGAGGUUCUUCGAGGCCCUGGAGCAGCGGCACAAGGCACAGGUUUGCGUGGAGGACAUCAGCGACAUCUUGGAGGAGCACGCCGAGAAGCAUUUCCACCCCUACGUCGCCUACUGCUCCAACGAGGUCUACCAGCAGCGCGCCCUGCAGAGGCUGACAAACAGCAACGCCGCCUUCCAUGAGGCCCUGAAGGAGAUCGAGAAGCGUCCCGCGUGCGGGGGUCUCCCUAUGAUCUCCUUCCUGAUCCUCCCCAUGCAGAGGGUGACCCGGCUGCCCCUCCUGACGGACACUCUCUGCCUCAAGAGUCAAGGCCAUCCCGAGAGAUACAGGGCCGCCAGCCGCGCACUCAAGGCCAUCAGCAAGCUGGUGAAGCAGUGCAAUGAGGGGGCCCACAAGAUGGAGCGCACGGAGCAGAUGUACAUGCUACACACACAGCUGGACUUCGGCAAGGUCAAGUCUCUCCCGCUGAUCUCGGCCUCCCGCUGGCUGCUGAAGCGUGGGGAGCUCUUCGUGGUAGAAGAAACCGGGCUUUUCCGAAAACUGGCCAGCCGGCCCACGUGCUACCUAUUUCUGUUCAACGACGUUCUGGUGGUCACCAAGAAGAAGAGCGAGGACAGCUUCAUGGUUCAGGACUACGCCCAGGUGGACCACAUCCGGGUCCAGAAGAUGGAGCCCUCCGAUCCCUCUCUGCUGGGGGGUGGCGGCAGCCGCAGCUCCUCGGUGCCACACCCCUUCCAAGUGACCCUGCUACGCAACAGUGAGGGCCGCCAGGAGCAGAUCCUGCUGUCCUCCGACUCGGCGAGUGACCGGGCCCGGUGGAUCACCGCGCUCACUCACAGGGAGAGGCAGGGGCAGGGCCCCACCAACAAAGGAGACCUGCGCCAGGUAGAGAUCACCAAGGCCUACUUGGCCAAGCAGGCGGACGAGAUCACACUGCAGCAGGCGGACGUGGUCCUGGUCCUGGAGCAGGAGGAUGGAUGGUUCUAUGGCGAGCGGCUGAGAGAUGGGGAGAUGGGCUGGUUCCCUGAGGACUUUGCCCGGUGCAUCACCAGCCGCGUGGCCGUGGAGGGCAAUGUGCGCAGGAUGGAGCGGCUGCGCGUGGAGACGGACGUGUAGCCUGCCCUGCCCAGCACCUAGACCGAGCUCCGCUUCCAUCCACGCUCCAGUGAGCGACCGGGCUCCUGGACCAGGUGGGCUGUCCCAGGAGCCUGAAUGGUCCGUGGGUCCCCGCGAGGCCCUGUGGUCUGCAGUGCCGGAGCCAGCCUCUUCCAGGGAGGAAGAUCACACGGUCUGCCCGCCCCCGGGGAGCAUCCUCCACACCAGCUCUCGGGGCCCCAGCUCGCCUGACCCCUGGCCAAACCCCAGGGAGGAGCCCUGCCCCUGCUCCAGCGCCCUGUGCUCCCGCAGGGCGGUUGUGCAGGACGUGGACCCAGCUCCCUCCCUUGUCCUCAUGUGGGACAGAGGGCUUGGGCGUCCAGGGCGGCCCCACUUUUGGAGAGGAGGUCCUGCCAGAGGGAGGUGACACUGUGGGGCCAGUGCCGAGAUGCUGAGGUUUUCAUAGACAUUAAAGUAUUUCUUUAACACCUGGAUUUCCAUGGAAAUCCUCACCCAGGAGAAGGCCAGAUGAGUCCCUGCAAAAUGCCCAAGGUGCCGUGGGCCAUGCCUGCUCCCCGAGUGUGGGCGCCUGGGUCAGGUCCUGGGGCCUUGUGUGGCCCCCUUGUUCAGGGUCACCCCAUGAUCCUCUGUGGCCUUGGCCUGACUGUCCGCAUGGAGCGUCGCGGGCAAAGCCAGUGGCUCCUGACCCCCAUCCCCACACACUCCCUUGCAGGGCUCAGCCUGGCCAGUGGGUCUGGGGACCCCGCUGGUAUGUCCCCCCGGCACCCACCUCCCUCACAGCCCAUCUCUUCCCCCAGGCCCUGGACGUGCGUUUGGGGAGGGGCAGGCUGGCCUGGGCUCUUGGCUGCUAGGCCAGGCUGGAAGGCUGGGUCGUGCCCUGCCGGCCCUGCGAUGCCUCUUGCCCCUGCCCAGGGGCCCUCUUAGCCUGGGCAGUGCUGUCCUUGGGGUGAGGGCUCGCUGGGACUCCGGCUUCGGUUUGAAAGCCGGGCUGGGGCUCCCCACCUCCCAGCCGGAAGUGGUCAGUCCCCUCCCGCCGGCCCUCUGCCCCGCCCAGCCCUGGGCCGGUGGGAGGGCCGAGGGAGGGGGAGGGGCUGCCCCGAGCCCCGCCCACUGACAGGUUAGGGAAGGAAUGCCCCGCCAGGAGGGGUGGGCAGCUUCUCCCCAUUGACCUCCAAGGUGACGUCCAUGGCCUCAGGCAGUCGGAGCGCCCGGCCUAGGUCAGAGCUCACGCCGCACCGGCCGGGAACUCUGCCUGAUGGGGAGAUGAGACAGGUCAGGGCUCAGGGACGGCUGCAGGGCAGGGAUUCUCCGGGGUUAGCCCCAGGUAGCUCCACCCACUUCCUGUGCGGCUGGGAAUCUGCAACCCCGACCUCCCCACCUGUGAGCUAGGUGAGCUCCCUGCUCUUUCCGCAGAGCCGCGGCCGGGCCGAGCCGUCACCCAACGCCCGGCGUGGGCGCGCGCACAGGCGCAUUUGUGUGCGUGUGCGAGCGCGCCAGGCGGGG